Messenger RNA from Maudiozyma saulgeensis, 2286 nucleotides. Lineage: Eukaryota; Fungi; Ascomycota; Saccharomycetes; Saccharomycetales; Saccharomycetaceae. The record is from the annotation of a GenBank genome assembly.
AUGCCUGAAAAAUUAUUUAUCUCAAAGAAAGGUGAAUUUUGUGAUAAAGAUGGUAAUGUUGUUGUACUAAGAGGUGUAAACUUGGACCCUAAUGCGAAAUUACCCGCUAAACCUGAUCUAACUACACAUGUACCAAUAAAAAAUGACGAAUUUUGGGAUUUAGCAGAUGACGUCAGUUUCAUUAAUCAUCCUUUCAUAUUAGACGAAGUUGAAUCACAUAUUAAUAGGGUAAAAUCUUUGGGAUAUAAUCAUAUUAGGUUUCCAUUUUCUUGGGAAUCAAUUGAACAUAAAGGACCUGGAAUAUACGAUUAUGAAUUUAUGGAUUAUGUAAUAGAAGUAUUGAAAAUUAUUGAUAAAGUUGGUGGUGUUUAUGUAUACCUUGACCCACAUCAGGAUGUUUGGUCUAGAUUUACAGGUGGUUCAGGUGCUCCCUAUUGGACGUUAUUAUGUGCAGGGUUUCAACCAAAGAGAUUUCGAAAGAAUGAAGCGGCAAUUGUUCAUAAUACCUUAAUAAAUGUAAGGACAGGUAAAGAUAAUAUUAGCGAUUUUCCAAAGAUGGUAUGGGCUACCAAUUAUUACAAACUGGCUUGUCAAACUAUGUUUACAUUAUUCUUUGGAGGGAAACAUUUUGCGCCUAAAUGUUUGAUUAAUGGUAUGAAUAUUCAAGAUUAUUUGCAAGAGACAUUUUUAAAUGCAAUAUUAGAAUUUUAUAAAAGGAUCCAGGAACGUGCACCUGAAUUAUUUGAAUCUAAUUGUAUCAUUGGUUUAGAAAGUAUAAAUGAACCGAGCCAUGGUUAUAUUGGUACUACUAAUUUAAAUGAGAUUGAAAAGGAAAGAAAUUUAAGAUUAGGUUCUACUCCUACUGGAUUUCAAUCUUUUAUGUUAGGGGAAGGUAUUAAUACAACGAUUGAUAAAUAUGAAAUUACUGUAUUUGGACCAUCAAAAUCUGGAACGAAAAAUGUUCUUUGUCAAGGUGAAAGUGCGUGGUUAACAAAGGAUGAAAGAGAUAUUGUAGAUUCUAAAUAUGGUUGGUCUAGAAAUGAUGAAUGGUCACCUGGUAUAUGUAUAUGGAGACUACAUAAAGUUUGGAAAAUUGAUCAAUCCGGACCUAAAUUAUUAAAACCUGAUUAUUUUGCUAAAUUACAUAACCCAGAGACUCUAGCCACAGAUACCGUUGUCAAUGAACGAUAUUUCAUGAAUAACCUUUUCACUCAUUAUUUUAAUAAUUUCCAUCGUAAGUUUAGAAAAAUAGACAAAGAAUCGUUUGUAUUAAUUCAACCUCCCGUAUUUAAAUCUCCUCCACACUUGAGACAACUAGAUAUCAUCAUUGGGAAAACCAUUUGUGCAUGUCAUUUUUAUGAUGGGUUAUCUCUAAUGUAUAAGACUUGGAAUCGAUUUUUCAAUGUGGAUACGUUUGGAAUUGUUCGUGGUAAUUAUUCAAAUCCAAUGUUUAGUGUUGUGUUAGGUGAAUCUAGAAUUCGUGAUUCAUUUCAAUCGCAAUUGAAAUUGAUGAAACAGGAAGUACAUGAAAUCCUUGGGAAGGAUGUACCAACAUUUUUCACAGAGAUUGGGAUGCCCUAUGAUAUGGAUAACAAGAAAGCUUACUUCUCUGGAGACUAUACAUCUCAAACAAAAGCCAUGAAUGCUAUUGCUCACGCAUUAGAAGGUAAUAAUCUUUCAUUCAGUCUUUGGUGUUAUUCUUCUGGAAAUAAUCAUCGUUGGGGGGAUAAUUGGAAUAAUGAAGAUUUCUCUAUCUUUUCAAACGAUGAUCGUAAGGAUACACCACAAGAACCAAUAUCAAGAUCGGGAUCUCCACAAUUAAGUGUAAAAUCCCUAAUGAGUAGUAGUAGUGGUAGUAGCAAUGGAUCAAAAUUUAUUACCAAGACAGCAGCAUUUGAAGAUAUCAAAUGGCCACCUGCUCCUCGAUUGGAGCAACUAGAUUUCAAUGGGUUCCGUGGUACAGAUGCAUUGGUAAGACCAUUCCCAUUAAAGAUACAUGGUCAAUUUAUAUCUGCAAAGUUUGAUCUUGAGAUUAAAAGUUAUUCAUUGAAGAUACACGCAAAAGCCAGUUCUAAUGCAGCAAAUACUACUAAGAACGCUACAUACAUUUUCUUACCAAAAUAUCAUUUUGAUAUUGAUCGUAUCAAUAUUGGCACAUCUUCUGGUACAUUUUUGUACAAUGAAGAAUAUCAACUUUUAAAAUGGCAUCAUGAUGCAGGUCACCAAUCAAUUGUAAUUACUACAAAAAAUAAAUUCAAUAAAGACGAUGGAUGUAUUAUUAUAUAA